This is a messenger RNA of Zingiber officinale, 1762 nucleotides long. Its product is annotated as serpin-ZXA-like. Bases 420 to 1601 code for a protein of 393 amino acids. The transcript has 2 exons. The record is from RefSeq and is a predicted model, not a curated record. NCBI's taxonomy places the organism in Eukaryota, Viridiplantae, Streptophyta, Magnoliopsida, Zingiberales, Zingiberaceae. Gene Ontology annotation, molecular function: serine-type endopeptidase inhibitor activity.
UCGGGUUGUCUUUCAUUCGAUUCGGGGGAUACACGGCCGGUCGGCAUGCGAUGCCCGACUCAGUGGGCCUGCUUCCUCCGGUCGGCCUAUCUCCGUGUCGACUCUCCGGACCUUUGACAUCCACGCCUCGUUGACCUUCCAUCAAUGAGGGUCCCCCAUUUUUAUCACCAGAUCAUAUAAUAUCUAUUUAGUGUAUUAGGGAAAAAUUACUAAUAAAAAAAGCUAAUAAAAAAAAGACCAACUGGACGAAUAUAAUAUAUAUUCUCGUUGGGAUAAUUAUACGUUAUUCAUGGCAAAUUGCUAAUAAAAAAAAGACCAACCGGACGGCUCCAUAGUCAAUACCUCAGUCGCGUUUCAAAACGAAUCUCCUCCACGCACCGACCUUCCCUUCAUUCUCCACUCUACGAGCUCCUGUGACGAUGGAUCUGGGGGAGUCGAUCGCUCGCCAAACCUCCUUCGCCAUCCGCCUCUCGAUGCACGUCGGCGCGGCCGUCGCCUCCGACUGCAACCUCGUCUCCUCCCCGCUUUCCGUCCAUCUCGUCCUCGCCCUCGCUGCCGCCGGCUCCAAGGGCCGUACGCUCGACGAAAUCCUCUCCUUACUCGGCCUCAGCUCUGGAAAACUAGCCGAUCUCAACUCCCUCUCCUCGCAGAUCGUCUCCCUCGUCCUUGCUGACGGGUCGCCGAGCGGUGGGCCGAGGGUUUCGUUCGCCAAUGGAGUCUUCGUUGACUCCUCGGUGACGCUGAAGCCGUCCUUUAACGAUAUCGUCGCCAAUACGUUUAAGGCGGAGGUCAAAGCAGUAGAUUUCCGAACCAAGGCUGAUGUGGUAGCAGAUGAAAUUAACGCCUGGGUUGAAAAUGUUACUUCAAACUUGAUCAAAGAGCUCCUUCCUCCCGGAUCUGUCGACAGUGACACUAGAUUGGUCCUGGGGAAUGCACUCUACUUCAAAGGAUCCUGGACUGAAAAGUUUGAUGCAUCUAAGACAUUAAACUCUGAAUUCUACCUGCUGAAUGGAACAUCUGUCGAAGUGGCUUUCAUGACUAGUAGGAAAAAACAGUUUCUGGCCUCAUACGAUGGAUUCAAGGUUCUCAGGCUUCCCUAUAAGCAAGGUGAAGAUAAAAGGUCAUUCUCUAUGUAUAUCUUUUUGCCAGACGCCAAAGAUGGUCUAUGGAGUUUGGAGGAGAAGUUAAACAGUGAAUCUGAGCUCUUAACACGUUUUCUUCCUAUGCGAAAGGUUGAAGUGAACAAAUUCAAGCUGCCCAAAUUCAAGAUAUCAUUUGGUUUUGAAGCGUCUGCAGUGUUGAAAAGCUUGGGUCUGUUAUCACCUUUCAGUGUAGAUGCAGAUUUGUCAGAAAUGGUGGAUUCGCCUAUUGGACACAACCUCUAUGUAUCAUCAAUUUUCCACAAAUCCUUCAUUGAAGUCAAUGAAGAAGGAACAGAAGCAGCUGCUGCUUCUGCUGCAGGAUUGAUGUUGUGUUCAAUGCCAUUACGCAUGGAUCCACUGGACUUUGAAGCUGAUCACCCAUUUAUGUUUCUGAUCAGAGAAGACAUGACAGGAGUACUGCUGUUCACUGGGCAUGUUCUUAAUCCAUCAAUUGAGUAAGCUAUAAAUAUGGUAUCGAUCUCCUUGGAUCUUCCAAGAUUUUGUUUCUGUUGAAAUGUACUGAGUUUCAUGCAAGAACGUUUGCUGGUUGAUGCUACGAGUUCUCUGUCUUCUAUGACAAGACAGGUGUUAUAAUAUUUAAAUAAUGAUACAUUCUUAUC